AUACCAUGCAGGCUAUGUAGAUUAGUGUAGCAGUUAGUGAAACGCUGCGUAAAGUUAGCGCCAUAGUCACGACUUCUUAACUAACGGGAAAAGCAAGAAAAUAGGUGUUGGGCUCAACCCGCCUUCCGUCCAUCAAAAAUGACUAUUGAUGAAAGUGGUAUUGAGCUAUUUGUUAGCGGACGACUCUGUCUCUUCGGAGAACACACCGACUGGGCGGGAGAGCACAAAGGACGGAAUGAGUCAAUCUUAGAGGGCAAGACAAUUGUGGUGGGCACUCAGGAGGGCAUCUAUGCAGCCGCAAAGCGCCUUGAAGAAAAGGUGCUUCGGAUAACAACAACAGACAACCAUGGGAACAAAACCGGACCGGAGGAGCUCAUCCUGGAGCCCGCAGCGUUAUUGGCUGUUGCCCGCGCCGGCGGCUUCCUGAGCUAUGUUGCGGGCACCUGCUACCGGCUGCUUGUGUCUCACGAGGUGCCCGGCGGCCUGCAGCUGGACAACCACACCACCACGCUGCACAUGUCCAAGGGCCUUUCCUCCUCAGCGGCAAUCUGCGUCAUGGUGGCUCGCGCCUUCAACCGCGUGUUCGACCUGCGGCUGACCACCCGGGGCGAGAUGGAGCUGGCCUACCUGGGGGAGGUGGCCACACCGUCCAAGUGCGGCCGCAUGGACCAGGCGUGUGCGUACGGCAGUGUGCCGGUGCUGAUGACCUUUGACGCGGACAUCCUCACGGUGCAGCGAGUGCAGCUGGCGGCCCCGCUGCACCUGGUGCUGGUGGACCUGGGGGCGACCAAGGACACCACCACCAUCCUGCGCAGCCUGCAGAGGGCGUACCCAAAGCCGGAGACGCCCCACCAGGAGGGCCUGCACCGGCUGCUGGGCCCCCUCAACCACCGCAUCACGGGGCAGGCGCUGCAGGCCAUGGCAGCGGGGGACACGAGGAGGCUGGGUGAGCUAAUGCUUGAGGCUCAGCGCCUGUUUGACGAGCUGGCGGGUCCGCUGUGCCCCGAACAACUUACCGCGCCUGUGCUGCACAAGGUGUUGUCGUACGCCGGCAUCCAGGAUCUGAUCUGGGGUGGCAAGGGGGUGGGCUCGCAGGGGGACGGCACCGCGCAGCUGCUGUGCAGGGGCCCGGAGGAGCAGGCAAAGGUGUGCGCUGUCCUGACCUCCGAGCUGGGUAUGGAGUGCAUGCCGCUCACCGUCAACCCCGUGGCCGCGGGGUGAGGGGGGGUGGGGUGGGGAAGCUGCUGCUGGCGGUGGUGGUGGUGCGGAGCCGGGAGCUGAGCACCCCUGCACGAUUGGACACAGAAGCAGCAGCCUGUCGGGCUGGGCAGUCGGGCGGCAGGCAGCUGCUAGUGCUGCCAGUUAAUAUGGUGGAUAGUCAGGCGCGAUGUACGGUGAAGUGGUGGUCGAGGCAGGAAGAGGCGGCUAGCAUGCAUGCCCAGGAAAGAGGGGCCCCGACAGACAUGAUUGGUGAUCUUAAUGUGCGCGCAUGAAAUGCAGGUUGCGUGAUUCCCUCGACGUGAGAUUGUUACGCAUGCUGGUAGGGGCAUUCAUGUCCCUAUGUCUUGCUCGCAGGAGGCGUGUGUGGUACAUGAAACAUAAUCUCUGUUUCCAUGAACCUGGGUUGGCAGGUGGCGAGUGGGUGACCGUGAUCGUGGGGCUUGCAUGGCCUCCUGGUUUGGCGGCUUUCUUGCGUCGACCACCAAUGCCCGCGGCACUAUUCGAGCUAGGACCCCUACGACGGUCUGUCUUUGGGUGGUGGUGACAGCUGUACGUGAAUUUCCGCAGCUUUGGAAAUCAACAUC
This is a messenger RNA of Astrephomene gubernaculifera, 1805 nucleotides long. NCBI's taxonomy places the organism in Eukaryota, Viridiplantae, Chlorophyta, Chlorophyceae, Chlamydomonadales, Astrephomenaceae. The record is from the annotation of a GenBank genome assembly.